AUGCCUCCUAUUACUGCAAUCACGAGAGCAUCUCAAAUAAGUGCAACCACAAAAGCAUCUCUGUCAAGUAUAUCUGUAUCUUCUUCAACAUCUUCCACACCUUCCACAAGCUUACCCAGCUCAAGCUCCACCGUAACCUACACAUCUGGACUUCCUUUACCUACUUAUUCUCUCACUCAAGCAAAUAGGGGCGCGAAUUUCUUCGAAACUGAUUAUUGGAACUUUUGGUCGGAUGCAAGCGAUCCAACGCAUGGUACAGUCACGUAUGUUAAUCAAAGUACAGCUUAUUCUCUAGACCUAAUCGGAGUAAACUCAAACAAUCAAGCUUUCAUCCGUGCAAGUCAACAAGAUUUAGACUUGGGAGUUUAUCGGCCCUCUGUUCGAUUUGGAUCAUUUCCAGCUUAUGAUUCUGCUUUAGUGAUUAUUGACGUGGCAAAAAUGCCUGUAGGAUGUGCAACUUGGCCAGCAAUUUGGUCAGUAAUGGGAUCUGAAUGGCCCGAAUACGGAGAGAUUGAUUUUAUGGAAGGUAUAGGGUACACGUCUAUGGGUGAAAAUGCUAAUUUGAUGUCUGUUCAUAUGAAUGAUACUUCUUAUCUAACUUCAAGUAACGAUAGUUAUUUAGGCACAAUGUCAAACAGCAACUGUAUGACGAAUUACGGCUUGGGAAAUACGGGAUGCGAUUUUUAUGAUAGCAACGUUAAUGGACCAUCUUGGGGCGUGCCUUUUAACAAUGCUGGAGGCGGAAUCUGGGCCGCUUUAUGGGGAAACAAGAUGGGUGUUCGUAUCUGGUUUUGGGGCAGAGAGAGUGGUUUGAUUCCAUCAGAAUUGAGUGAUCCGACUUCUUCACCCGCCAAAUUGGAUCCGAGUAAAUGGGGUAAGCCAAUGGCAGAUUUUCAAUCCUCGGUCAUUAAUCAAAAAUUACGACAACAAAAUCUCGUCUUGGGUAUCACAAUCAAUGGAGAUUGGGCAGGGAAUGUGCCAAUGGAUAAUACGCAACAAUGUGGUACAAAUCGUACGAUUGCAUUGGCAACUGGAUCGAAUUAUGCUGAUGCCGAAUUUGUAUUGAAUGGAAUUGAUGUUUAUACUUGA
Molecule: messenger RNA, 1089 nt
Organism: Meira miltonrushii
Lineage: Eukaryota; Fungi; Basidiomycota; Exobasidiomycetes; Exobasidiales; Brachybasidiaceae
Exons: 1
Coding region: 1-1089 (362 amino acids)
Biological process (GO): glucan catabolic process
Molecular function (GO): hydrolase activity, hydrolyzing O-glycosyl compounds
Source: RefSeq, a predicted model, not a curated record